AUGCAAGGAAAUACUAAUAAGAAAAAGGCCAAAAGGGGUGUUGAGAAGGAGAUUAAAGAGGUCAAAAUAGAAGUACAAGAGAGGAAUGAUAUUGUAAAAAGUGUUAUGACGAAACCAGCCGAGUUGAUAGCUGAGUGUGAUAAAUGGAUUAAUAAUGAAGGGCUAUGUUCAUGGAGUAGUGAUAAUAUAGUGGAAGUGGAUGAACAAAUGUCAUGGGGUACAUGUUGGUCACCGGUUUGGGACGUGGAAUUUAUGGGAGAAGCUUAUAAUAAUUUGUACAAUGAUGUUUUAUGGGACGAUGAUAUUUGGAAUUUGCAAGCUAUUAAGGAAGUUCCAAGUCCAUAA
This is a messenger RNA of Nicotiana attenuata, 345 nucleotides long. RefSeq lists its product as uncharacterized. The transcript has a single exon. NCBI's taxonomy places the organism in Eukaryota, Viridiplantae, Streptophyta, Magnoliopsida, Solanales, Solanaceae. Bases 1 to 345 code for a protein of 114 amino acids. The record is from RefSeq and is a predicted model, not a curated record.